AUGAGGUGGUUGCUGAAACUUUGGUACGUGUAUUGUCCCGAGCGUCAUGGACGAGUAAGGGGACUUGGACUUGGGGUUACACCAUCAAAAAUAGAUGGAAAUACACAAAACAGUGAGAAAGUGAGAGACCUUGAGAGCAAAUUAGAAACUCAAUCAGUAAGGAUGGAAGCACUCGAAGAAAAGAAUCAAAAUAAGAAUGUAGAGGAUAUGAGUUCACGUGCUUUUACUCCACAGUCUCAACAAGGAAGUGGUAUGGAGGGAGGUAUUGCACCAGUGGAAAAUGGAAAGUGUCAACUAUUGCACUGGUACUUGGUUGAGGAGGAAAUUGUAGGCGAAGGGAAGAUUGCAUCAAUAGACCCAAGUACAAAUGUGCAUCACAUGCCACUAGGACGAGAUUGUUGGAAGGUUUGGGUUGACGAGGUGUACAUGAGUCAUUUGCCCUUAUAUAGACCAACGGAAGAAUUUCGAGUUCUUAGUGACGCCAUAGGAAGUACUAUUGCCUUGGCCAAAGAGCUGCAUUAG
This is a messenger RNA of Olea europaea var. sylvestris, 522 nucleotides long. RefSeq lists its product as uncharacterized. The record is from RefSeq and is a predicted model, not a curated record. Lineage: Eukaryota; Viridiplantae; Streptophyta; Magnoliopsida; Lamiales; Oleaceae. The transcript is spliced from 4 exons. The coding region runs from base 1 to 522 and encodes 173 amino acids.